Molecule: messenger RNA, 2279 nt
Organism: Nematolebias whitei (Rio pearlfish)
Lineage: Eukaryota; Metazoa; Chordata; Actinopteri; Cyprinodontiformes; Rivulidae
Product: formin-binding protein 1
Exons: 17
Coding region: 87-1970 (627 amino acids)
Biological process (GO): signal transduction
Molecular function (GO): protein binding
Source: RefSeq, a predicted model, not a curated record
AGCAUGCGCGCGGCGGACAGCGGCAGCAGCAGGACGCGGUGAUUGUCUCGGUACCGACUGGCGGAGCAGAACCGAACGGAACCACCAUGAACUGCAACUGGGGCACCGAGCUGUGGGAUCAGUUUGAGAACCUGGAGAAACACACCAGCUGGGGAAUUGACUUCCUGGAGAGAUACACAAAGUUCGCUAAAGAGCGAGCCGACAUUGAGCUGAGCUACGCCAAACAGAUGAGGAGCCUGUCGAAAAAGUACCAUCCAAAAAGAAGCAAAGAAGAAGAGAGUAGGUACUCGUGGUGUUUGGCGUUUGCAGCGACUCUGCAGCAGCUGAACGAGCUGGCAGCUCAGAGGGAAGAUCUUGCUGAAAACCUGAGCUCACAGAUCGUCUGUGAACUGACGCGGUACACUCAGGAGCUGAAGGCUGAGCGCAAGACUCAUUUCCAAGAUGGUCGUCGUGCUCAGCAACACAUAGAGACCUCCUGGAAACAGCUGGAAUCUAGUAAACGUCGGUUUGAGCGUGACUGUAAGGAGGCUGAGCGAGCUCAACACAUCUCAGACAGGAUCGAUGUGGACAACAAGAUGGAUGGAGAAAAGCGCUGCUCACUGAAGGCUCGUCAAACGGCACAGCAGAAACAAGAAGCUGCUGAAGAUUCCAGGAAAGAAUAUGUGACCAGUUUAAACCAGUUUAACCAGGAUCAACACCAACACUACCACACAUUGGUACCAGUGAUAUACCAGCGUAUUCAGGACAUGGAGGAGCGGCGGAUUGAGAGAAUUGGUGAAGCGAUGCGCUUGUCAGCAGAGGCAGAAAGAAAAGUUCUUCCUGUAGUAGGUCGCUGUCUGGAUGCGAUGAUAGAUGCUGCUGAAAGCAUUCAGCCUAGAAAGGACACUCGUCAUGUGGUGGAGGUGUAUAAAUCUGGCUUUGAUCCUCCAGGCGAUGUAGAGUUUCAAGAUUACAGUGCCACCAUGAGGCGGAGCAUCUCUGAAUCUAGCUAUCUAGACAACCGUGCUGAGGGACGGAGACACAGCAAGAAGCUGUGGCCCUUCUUACGUAAAAACAAGCUGUUGACACUCCUGUCCUCCCCCCGGCAGCCUCCACCUCCACCCCCAACCUCACCUUCACCUGGGGGCAUGGACAACAGUCCCCAGUCCCCACCCCCAUCUUCCAGAGAGCCAAUUACGCAGCGACUCAGCGAUCUCAUGAGCUCUGGUUCCAGAACCCGGAAGCAGUGUCUGCGAAGCCUGAAGAGAGGGCUGUCGCUAAAACUGGGAUCCAGUCCAGCAGACUGCAGCCACCUUCCUCCUGAGCAGCGACACAAGAAACUUCAAAGUCGCAUCAACAACAUCAACCAGGAAAUACAACGAGAGAGAGAGCAGAGAAACGCUUUACUGAAAAUGAGGGAGGUUUAUGAACAAAGUCCUCAGAUGGGUGAUGCUGGCAGUUUGGAGCCUCGACUGGAGGAAGUGAAGCAGAAUCUGCAGAAACUGGAGGAGGAGCUGAGAAGGAACCAGAUGUGGCUGUCGGAGGCAGACAGCAGUUUUUCUGAUCGCAGCAGCAGGAGACAGAGUGGAGGUUGUGGGAUGAAUUCUCAGGCAACAACGCCAGGCAGCAGCAGCUUGAAACAAUUGGAAAAACGCAGUCCAGCCAGCAGAGAGAGUCCCGAUGGCAGCUACACAGAGGACCGCAAUGCAGAGCUGCACUUUAAGUCUCGUAGUUCAGAGUUUGAUGACGACUUCGACGAUGAAGAACCUUUACCGAGCAUUGGCACCUGCAAGUCUCUGUACCCGUUUCAAGGUCAGAAUGAAGGCACUCUGUCCAUGGUGGAAGGCGAAUUACUUUCUGUGGUGGAGGAGGACAAAGGCGAUGGCUGGACCAGAGUGCGGAGAAACCUGGAGGAGGAGGGAUACGUUCCUACAUCCUACAUCAAAGUGUUCCUGGAUAGCAGCACCAAAGGUGCAGUGACCUACACCUGACCUCCACGUGACCUGAAUUGACCUGUACGUCCAUCCUCCAUUUGACUUUUUUUGGACCUGCUGACAACCUUUGAAUGACCUCUGACCCGUCUGAUUUCUGACUGUGUAGAGUUCACAGCUGAACAGUCCACAGGUCAGCUUCUUAUCUGUAUCAUUUUGCAAAAUGUCUGAAACUACAGUGAAAACUUUUUAUUUUUAUUACUACUGCGAUCAACGGCUUCCUUGUUUUUAGUUGUUUUUUAUUGCAGAAGUUACUUUACCUGUCUGUCUGCCUUGUAGGGUUUGUGACAACCAGUUGGACCUAAAACC